Messenger RNA from Hippoglossus stenolepis (Pacific halibut), 3591 nucleotides. RefSeq names its product actin-binding LIM protein 1. The transcript is spliced from 21 exons. Gene Ontology annotation, cellular component: actin cytoskeleton; stress fiber. The record is from RefSeq and is a predicted model, not a curated record. Gene Ontology annotation, molecular function: actin filament binding. The coding region runs from base 98 to 2209 and encodes 703 amino acids. NCBI's taxonomy places the organism in Eukaryota, Metazoa, Chordata, Actinopteri, Pleuronectiformes, Pleuronectidae. Gene Ontology annotation, biological process: cilium assembly; cytoskeleton organization; lamellipodium assembly.
AUGGACAACACACACACACAAACACAUACACACGCUGAGUCAGUCACAAAGUCUUAGAGAGCAACUUAAGACCUUUAACAUCUCCAGGUUUGCGUUUAUGGUUUCUCACCUGGGGUCGGUGUGUAGCCUGAACUGUUUGGCUGAAAGUCUGGACAGCAUCAGCAUGCCGAGCCUCCUCAACCUCAGCAGCCUGGGCCGGAUCUGCGGCUCCAGCCACAACGACAUGGUCGUCCUGGACCGGGUCAAGAGGAAGAACUCCGUCCGGCGCAUGUCGAUAAUCGAGGAUGGGGAAAUUGCCGAGGUGCUCUACCUCAUCCCCAAACAGUCCAUGAUGGAGCAGCUGCCGUUCAUCAACCCCAACGACUACAUCCUGUGUGAGAAGCUGGCCGGUAUCCCUGCAGAGGUGUCAAUGCUGCACACUCCGGAUGGCUGCCAUCCAAGUUCUCCAGUGGGGAAGCGGGAGAUCCAGUGCUUCAGGUGUGGGCAACAGUGCAAAGGGGAGGUGCUGCGGGUCCAGAAUACUCACUUACACAUAAAGUGCUUCACCUGCAAGGUGUGUGGCUGUGACUUGGCCCAGAGCGGCUUCUUCAUGAAGAGCAGCGAAUUCCUCUGUCCGCUGGACUUCCAGAGGCUCCACGGCACGCUCUGCAACAGCUGCGGGGAGUUCGUGGAGGGGGAGGUGGUCACAGUCCUGGGGAAGACUUAUCACCCAGCCUGCUUUGUGUGCACCAUUUGCAAGCAGCCCUUUCCCGCUGGGGACUGUGUCACCUUCAGUGGAAAAGACUGCCUCUGUCAGCGCUGCAUUCAACCUGUGUCCCCUGCUCCGACCGACGUGAACUACUCUAGUAACUGCACCGGCUGCGGUAGAGACAUCAAGAACGGCCAGGCUCUGUUGGCUCUGGGUGGCCAGUGGCACCUCGGCUGCUUCAAGUGCAAAUCCUGCAGGAAAGUGCUGAGCGGAGAAUACAUCAGCAAAGAUGGUGUUCCUUACUGUGAGAGGGACUACCAGAUUAAGUUUGGGAUACAGUGUGAGGCGUGUCAUAAGUUUAUAACAGGAAAAGUUUUGGAGGCAGGAGACAAACAUUAUCACCCGAGUUGUGCAAGAUGCAGCCGAUGUGACAAGAUGUUCACAGAGGGAGAAGAAAUGUUUCUGCAAGGGUCGACAGUGUGGCACCCGGACUGCAGAGACAACAGCAGAACUGAGGACAGUUACAGGGUCAGCAGAGCAAAAGCACCCUGCCUUGAUUUCUUUUUCCCCUCACGUGAACUGAAGCCCACUAGAUCCUCCUCUGAAAGCUCGUGCUCCAGGCCGGGCUCGUGCACCCCGGGGAGUCCUGGUCGAACGAUCUGCGCAAAAGUAGAUAAUGAGAUCAUUGACUACCGAGACUUAGCGGCAAUUCCCAGAGUCAAGGCUAUACAUGAUAUAGAGUAUCCUGAUAUGAUAUCCUAUAAGUCUGUGAACAACAACCCACCUGCUGUGGACAACAAAGGCAGCAGACAGGACAGGUCAAACCCUGCAGAGUCAACAGGAAAUGUAUCUGAAACCACAGAGGAGGGCUUCGAAAUGAGGAGGAACAUACCGAGAUCCACAAGCCACGGAUCUUUUGGAGUUCACACCACGUACCAACGACACAGCUACACUCCAGCUCUGUCCAGAUCGCCACAGCACUUCCACAGGCCAGCGUUGAUGCUUUCUCCCUCUUUAUUCUCUGGCAACAAUGAAACCUGCUCCACUUCCCCUUUAUGUCCCCACUUUCUCCCUCAAACCAAAGAUGAAGGCUUUCACAUGUACAGGAGGCCUCCAAUUUACAAACAGCAAGAUCCAAAUUCACCCACAUCCCAAACUUUAUCUAUGCCCGGAUACGGUCGCAACGGCCUCCAUCCGCCUCGGUCAGCGGAUUUCUCCCACUACAAUGAUGACAGAUUCAGAGAUUUUAAGCUCAUCUAUGACAGUCAACAUCCAUUAGCCAGACUGGACAGAGGAAUGUCCAUGCCUAAUUUGUUGGAACCAAAAGUCUACCCAUAUGAAAUGCUCGCAGUGACCAACAGAAGACGAGUGAAGCUGCCGAGGGACGUCGACAGAACCAGAAUGGAGUGCCACCUUUCCCCGGGUUCUUUCUAUGAGAUCUUUGGCAUGGAGAUCCAAGAGUUCUACACACUCCCACUCUGGAAACGUAAUGACAUGAAGAAGAGUGCAAAUCUCUUCUGAUUGCUGCCUGAUGCACGUCUUUAUUUAUUGGACAUUUAUUCACGAACAUUAGAACAGCACAAAUCCCAGGCUUGCAGCGGCCACCCAGCGAGUCCGUGGAGGUCAUUGUGAUGAAUGAUGGUUAAAGUCCAAUAACCUCAACGCAGAUAUGAACACUGGAACUGAACUUAGCUCGAACCUUGGCUUCAGUGAUAUAUAGCCUUGAUUUGUUUUUCCUUCGUCAGCCCUGUCUCCCCAGGAAUUACGUUCAUAUUGGACGAUUCAGCUGAAUAUAAUUUUUGCACAUUCUUCACAAAUGGAGAAUGUUGUGUGGUGUUUAUGUAGCUUGGCAAAAAAUAAUGUCUUUUUUAAGCUUUGCAACCUUUUUCAGACCGAUGGUUGAAGUCAUCCCUUAACCUAAUCUAACCUUUACCAUGUGAUCGUAUUAGCCAAAACAAAAAAGGUGCUGCUUGUAUGUUUCCAUGGCCCUGAUGAGGGCGCCAGAUCACUAAAAUCCUCCCACGGUAGGUUGCUAAGGAACAAUUGUGCAGAACCUUGGACUGACCUCAACAACACAAAGUUUUUGAAAACAACUCAUGUUUGAAUUAUUCCUAAAAUAUCUAUAAACAUAUUUACAAGAUUUUAGGUGAGGUAUGCUGAAGGUUAGGAUCCCUAAAAUUUACAACAAUACCACUUUCCUGCCUGCUUUCAGAAAAAUAGAGAAUCACUGACUAUAUAACACACAGUUUGAGAGUUUUUAAGGUGUUUAAAUUCAGACAGAUUCAUGUACAGUUUGGUUAAAGAUAUGGGUUUUCCAGUCUGAAGCCUUUGGUCCAGCUCUUUGUGAAUAAAGCUUCCCAUGAUACCUGAUUCACAGUGUUUGACUACAGAAUGGAUUUAACCUACACCCUUCACAUUUUUACUUGGUAUUGAUAUAUGUUUUGUUACUCUCUUAAUACUCUGAACAAAGAACAAAUACAAUUGUUUACCCACUUAAAAUAAUUUCAUCUAUUAGUGACAUACAAAUUCAUAGUUUUUCUUUAUAGUUUUCAAUUGUGUUUAUAUAACUUAUGUUAUUCUAACAAACUUUAUUAAUUUGUGUGUUACUAACUGAUGUCUUUUUUCAAGUUGGUCUAACUUAUUUUGUUUUGUUCAUGUUUUGAACAUGUUUAAGCACAAAUCACAAUCGAGCAAAUAUGUGAGAACUAUAUUUUUGUGUCAAUAGAUUAACACAAAUUUGCUUUGUUUGACUCUUAAAUGAAUUAAGAUGUUUUUUUGCUUUAUGUUUCACCUUGACUUGGCUGUGGUAAACUGUAUCUGCUAUACCUUAACAUUGAUGCUUGUUCACACCACCUCAAACGAUCUAAAUAAAUAUUUGCAUUUCUUAAAGGUUGAUUAAAUAA